Molecule: messenger RNA, 1779 nt
Organism: Psilocybe cubensis
Lineage: Eukaryota; Fungi; Basidiomycota; Agaricomycetes; Agaricales; Agrocybaceae
Exons: 7
Coding region: 1-1779 (592 amino acids)
Cellular component (GO): TRAPP complex; Golgi apparatus
Molecular function (GO): protein binding
Source: RefSeq, a predicted model, not a curated record
AUGCCCAAGCUCACGUUCAUCAAGUCUAAGCCAAAGUUGGGGGACGAGUCCAUUUCAUCGCCGCCAUCACCGCCCGCGCCGGCGACGAAACUGCACAGAUUUCCUGGCAAAGUGGCCAAGAAGGUUAAAAAGCAGCUUUGGCGCAUCGAUGAAAUGCUGCACCACGUGACGCAUACCAAACACGAGCCGGGGCACAAACACGAGACUCAAGUCGUCCAGCUCAGCGGCCGUAAGAGAACGAUCUCUGCCUCCUCCACCUCCUCCACACCCGCCAAGUUCAUCCGCGCCUUCCUUCCCUCCUCUCCCUCCUCCUUUCGCAGUACACGCACCUGGAGCUCCAAGUACGUUCGUGAAGUCGACAGCGAUCAGCUCAGCUCUACUUCUUCAGAACACCUGCCAGCCUUUACGCUUCACCCCUCGCCGUUAGACUCCUCUAUGGCCGAGGAACAGCGCGAGGUUCCACAAGAACUGAAGUCUGUCGAGGAAACUCCUGCUAAACCAAACCCAAUUUUUGCCAGCCCUCCAACAGUGUAUGUAGCACCAGAGACUCCCGAUCCCUUCUUGGUUGAUGAAGAAGGUGACGCUCUCUCUGAUGAGGACGAUGGUACUGCCCGGGGUACUGCUUCUCCAGCAACUGUAUCUCCUGCACACAAUGUUCCCCUCGAUCUACCGACGACGCCUUCUCCAGACCCAGAUCAUGCCCAACGACAACGACCGCCUACAUCCCCUCUUCCCGAUGUCAACAAGGAAGUCCCACCUACACCGUUGACAGACAGUGAGGAAGAGGAAGAGGAAGUGCCUGAUAUUUAUGUCCCGACUCUCAUUGUUCCAACCAUGUUCUUGCCAAUACCGAAUACCGACCCUUUGACUACUCUCCUCAACAAAUAUAUUUAUCCACCAGAGAAGCGUCCCGCGCGAGAUUUAACUGGAGAAUGGCAAACAAAUGAUUUCCAUACGUUGGUCACAUCGGCGGAAUGCACCAACCUUUUCAAUGUACUAAACGGCAUUGAACCCCUCGAGGCACGAGAGUAUGUCUUUGAGCGCAUCCUACCCUUUGAGCUCGAGGUCAUGUAUGCCCGCUUGAAGUAUUGGGCGGGAGACCAUAUGGGCUACCUCGAUGCUCUGUAUGCUCUUCUCAAAAAAUGCCGCGAAAAGUGUCGUCAAUCUGGGAACGACGAAACGCUCGUACCUAUGUGGAAAGAAAGAGGAGGUCGAGUCUGUUUGAUCAUUGCUUCCCAAAUGGUAGAAAUGAAGGAAAUAACAGCUGCGGCUAAGCUGUUGGAACCACUGUGCCAGCAGGGUGACAUCUCGAGCCCUCCCUUGCGCUCGGCGGUUGCGCGCAUUUAUCUUCAAGGUGGCAAUGUUCAGAUGGCUGCGAAGCAUUUUGCCCUGGUCGAAGCAGAUCCCACGGCGGAUGAAACUUUGCGAAAUAUGAAUGCAGCAAUGCUCGCUUCUGCUCAAGGGCAGUGGACAGAUGCCAGUGACGUGUUACAAAAGAUUUUGGAAGACGACGCCAAUAACUUUGCGGCCAUUAAUAACUUAUCCGUGGCGCUCCUUAGCCAAGGAAAGUUGAAGGAAGGAAUAGAGGUUCUUGAAAAAGCUCUUCGUACCUCCCCGUCGAGCGUCGUAGUCGCUGAGCCGUUUUUAUUCAAUUUAUCUACUCUAUACGAACUCCGUGCCACCAGUGGGCUUGAAAAGAAGAAGCAACUGCUCGUUGAGGUCGCUAAAUGGAGUGGUGACGGCUUGAGAACUAAUAGUCUUAAGAUGCCUGCCAACUAA